CCUAAAAGGCUAAAAGAAAGCAAGCAUAACGAGAAAGGGCAAGAAAGGAACAAAACCCUGAAAAUAAACGAAGAAAAUGGCAAAGAAAGCUUCAAAAUCCAAGAAAUGUCGCUCUUCUUCUUCCUCUUCCUUAGCUUCCUCGACCUCUUCUAAAAGAGUCUCUAAAGAGGGAAAAAUGGUGUUGAGGAUAAGGUCCAAUGAGAUCACAAAGAGGUCUACACGGCAACAGAGAGUGGUUAGGAGUGAGAAUGAGAGGAGACCAAAGUCGAAGACCAAGAAAAAUAAGAAAUUUGAUGCUAAAAAGCCCAAGAAACCUCCAACUGCUUUCUUUUACUUCUUAGAGGAUUUCCGCAAGGAAUUCCAAGAGCAGAAUCCAGAUGUCAAGUCAAUGCGUGAGGUUGGCAAGGCAUGUGGAGAAAAGUGGAAAACAAUGACCUAUGAGGAAAAGGUUAAAUAUUAUGAUAUAGCCACAGAAAAGAGGGCGGAGUUUGAUAGAGCCACGUCAGAAUAUAUCAAGAGAAAGGAAAGCGGUGAAGAUGAAGACCCUGAGGAUGCCUCUGAGUUUGACGAGUAGAGUUCAAGGUUGUGUUUGAAAACCGUUGUUUCACUAGGAGUACAUGAGGGAAAAAUGUAUAUCUACUUUCAAACCACUUCUGUGUUCUCCUUUCCUCUGAAAUUGUCCAUUUGUUUAUCAUUCUCGUGUAAAUUACUACCUGGCAAUUGCAUCUAGGUGAUCACAACGCAGAUUAGACAGCUGGAUCAUUAUGCAUUACUUUGGUCUUUAUUGUUUAUAUGCAAAUUUUUUUCCAACCUA
Messenger RNA from Populus trichocarpa (black cottonwood), 814 nucleotides. RefSeq names its product high mobility group B protein 14. The record is from RefSeq and is a predicted model, not a curated record. The coding region runs from base 77 to 574 and encodes 165 amino acids. NCBI's taxonomy places the organism in Eukaryota, Viridiplantae, Streptophyta, Magnoliopsida, Malpighiales, Salicaceae. The transcript is spliced from 6 exons.